AUGGAAGUGUUUAUGGAUGAUUUUACUGUGUUUGGUGAUUCAUUUGAUAGAUGUCUUCAUGCUUUAUCUCAAGUUUUGAAAAGAUGUGUUGAAACUAACCUUGUUUUGAAUUUUUUAAAAUGUCAUUUUAUGGUUGAACAAGGUGUAGUUCUUGGUCAUAUUGUUAGUUCCAAGGGUUUAGAGGUUGAUAAAGUGAAAAUUGAUGUCAUUAGUUCUUUCCAAUAUCCUACAUGUGUUCGUGAAAAAGCUUUUGACGAUUUAAAAGACAAAUUGACAAGUGCUCCUAUGAUUAGACCCUCUGAUUGGUCUUUGCCUUUUGAAAUUAUGUGGAAUGCUAAUAAUAAGGUUAUAGGAGCUAUUUUAGGGCAAAAGAAGGAUAAAGAGUCUUAUCUUGCAUCUUUAUAUAGUGUUGACACUCCUUGGUAUGCCGAUAUUGUUAAUUACCUAGUGACUGGAACAUUUCCCCCUACACUCACUAAACCUCAAAAGAAUAAGAUUAAAUCUGAUUCUAAAUAUUAUCUUUUGGAUGAUCCAUAUCUGUGGAAAUUUUGUUUUGAUCACAUGAUAAGGUGUGUAGAUGAAUCUGAAUUUUCUUCAAUUUUGAAUUUUUGUCAUUCUCUUAAAGUUGGUGGCCAUUUUGGACCUCAACGAACCGCGUUUAAGGUGGAAGCCAUAGCUACCCAAACGGAUAAUGCUAAAAUUGUUGUAAAAUUUGUCAAAAGUCAUAUUUUUAAUAGUUUUGGUUUACCAAAAGCCAUAAUCAGUGAUAGGGGAACCCAUUUUUGUAACAAAACUUUUGGCACCCUUCUUGUAAAGUAUCAUGUGACACAUAGAGUAGCAACUGCCUACCACCCCCAAACUAAUGGGCUAGCUGAAGUUUCAAAUAGGAAAAUCAAAUCUAUCCUAGAGAAAGUGGUGAAUCCUAAUAGGAAGGAUUGGAGCCUUAGGCUAGAAGAUGCUUUAUGGGCUUAUAGGACAGCUUAUAAAACACCUAUAGGAAUGUCACCAUAUCUCCUUGUGAUUGGUAAAGGAUGUCAUUUACCUGUAGAACUUAAACACAGGUCUUAUUUGGCUGUGAAGCAGUGUAAUAUGGAUUAUGAGUUAGCUAGACAACAACAGAAACUUGGUUUACAAGAGCUAGAGGAAAUCAGAUUAGAGGCUUAUGAAAAUAAUCAGAUUUAUAAAGAUAAGACUAAGGAUUUUCAUGAUAAGAGAAUUGUUAAAUCUGAUUUCACUGUAGGACAUAAAGUUCUUUUAUAUAAUGCUUGUCUCAAGUUGUUCCCUGGAAAACUUCGAUCUAGAUGGCUAGGACCUUUUGUUAUUACUAAUAUUUUUCCACAUGGUGCAGUUGAAAUUAAAAGCUUGGAAACUAAUAAGGAGUUUAAAGUGAAUAGUCACAGGUUGAAACCAUUUUACGACUAUGACUUUGCGGGGAUGAUUGAAGAAAUUGACUUUUGA
Chenopodium quinoa (quinoa) is the source of this 1458-nucleotide messenger RNA. RefSeq lists its product as uncharacterized. Bases 1 to 1458 code for a protein of 485 amino acids. Lineage: Eukaryota; Viridiplantae; Streptophyta; Magnoliopsida; Caryophyllales; Amaranthaceae. The record is from RefSeq and is a predicted model, not a curated record. Gene Ontology annotation, molecular function: nucleic acid binding. The transcript has 4 exons. Gene Ontology annotation, biological process: DNA integration.